Aspergillus heteromorphus CBS 117.55 is the source of this 845-nucleotide messenger RNA. RefSeq names its product putative DNA repair protein Dds20/Mei5. Gene Ontology annotation, biological process: DNA recombination. Lineage: Eukaryota; Fungi; Ascomycota; Eurotiomycetes; Eurotiales; Aspergillaceae. Bases 57 to 845 code for a protein of 262 amino acids. The transcript is spliced from 4 exons. The record is from RefSeq and is a predicted model, not a curated record.
AUUGCCUCAUCUGAGCCAUCAAUGUGACUGUAAAAAUAUAUACCCAUAUCGAAGCAAUGGCGCCUCCAACCCCCAAUCCUGCUAGCAGCGCCAGCACCAACAAACGCCGCCGUCUCAACGACGCGGCAUCUACCCUCUCCAAGCCGUUCAAGUCCCCGCUGCGCAGACCAGCAGCACCAGCACCAGCACCAGCAGCAGCAGCUACGACAACACCAGCCACAGACACAGAGGCAGCUACAGCCACAGUCCCAAAUAAAUCCUCAACUGCAGCAACACCAACCAAUCCAACCACAACCACAGCCGCAACCGCAACCGCAACCGCAACCGCAAACUCAGACACCAAUACAAAUACAAAUACAAAUACAAACCCAGACCCUCAACCAUCCACCCCCUUCACCCCCAAACCGACACUGAAACAUACACCCCACCCCAAACCUGACUCCCCUCUCACCCCGGACCCGCUAAGAAUAACCCACCAAACCCUCCAGAGAAACCUCAUCCAACUGCGCCGCACCCUCGAAACCAUCACGCAGGCGCAUCGCCUGGAGAGCUCCUCCACGGACGCGGACCUCGAGGCCCUGAUUGCCAAGUGGAGGGGGGAAAGGGAGAGGGUGAGAGAACGAGAGAGAGAGACGGGGGGGUAUGGCUCUGACUUUGAUUAUGGGAGGGAUUGUGAGGGAGGUGGGGAUGGGGAUCAUGAUGCGAAGAAGGGGAAAGGGGUGAAAGAUAAGGAUGAGGAUGAGGAUGAGGAAUUUACUAUGGAUAUGAUGUUGAAGAUGAUGAAUAUUGAUUUGAAGGUUAUUGGGUGGGAGGGGGGUGGAUGGUUACGCUGGUGUCUGAGGUGA